Cydia pomonella (codling moth) is the source of this 517-nucleotide messenger RNA. Its product is annotated as ubiquitin-conjugating enzyme E2 T-like. Bases 11 to 487 code for a protein of 158 amino acids. The transcript is spliced from 2 exons. NCBI's taxonomy places the organism in Eukaryota, Metazoa, Arthropoda, Insecta, Lepidoptera, Tortricidae. The record is from RefSeq and is a predicted model, not a curated record.
AAUAAAAACAAUGAUAUCGAGUGCACGCACUGCUAGACUAGCCCGAGAAGUGAAACUUUUCCAAUCGAAACCGCCAUGGGGCGUGAACUGCCACCCGGAAAAAGAAGAUCAGUAUGAUGUGUUACUGGUAAAAAUGCUCGGACCCAAGGGGUCUCCAUACGAAAAUGGCUCGUUCAAGCUUAAUAUAACCAUUCCGGAGAAGUACCCAUUCGAGCCGCCCAUCGUCAAAUUCCUAACACCAGUAUACCAUCCGAAUAUUGAUAAAGGCGGCCGUAUCUGCAUGGACAUGUUAAAAAUGCCUCCCAAAGGAGCGUGGCUGCCUACGAUCACCCUAGAAACUCUACUCAUCUCAAUACAGACGUUACUUGCUAACCCUAACCCUGAUGACCCACUGAUGCUGGAUGUAGCAAAUGAAUAUAAAUAUGACGUUGAUAAAUUUAUGGAGAAUGCAAGGUUGCAUACAGAUAAAUAUGCUGUAGAAUUGUAAUAUUAAGUAAAGUCUUACAUAUCAUUUUAA